AUGAUCAAGAGACACAGAGCCGCCGGCCUUCCUGUCCUCCAAUCUCUCGCCACCUUUCGAGCGAUGGGCUUUGGCGUCGCCGGCCUGAAUCUGCCAGACUUCCCGUUUUACCGCGGAGGCCCAAUGGGACCCAAUCUCCCUCCUGCUCAACCGCAGAGUCACAACAAUCCUGCUCCACAGCAGAGUCAAUACAACAAUCCGCAAUCUCCCUCCCCUGUCGCUCCUCUCUACCCACAAGCGCAGAACUACAAUCUCCCUCCUCCUGCUCAACAGCAGCCGCAGCCGCAGCCGCAAUUUCAAAAUCUCUCACAGCCACAGCAACAAUCUCCUCCGCCAGCGCAAAGCAAUGUGAGCAUUGCGCUCCCUCCACAUUUUUUUCAAUUGAACCCGACGAGGCAGAAGGAGUACUUGUCGAUGAAGGCUUGGGAAGCUAACCCGGGAGAUCUUCCUGGACCGCAGUCAAACCUGCAGCCAGAGCAGCAGCAAUAA
Molecule: messenger RNA, 489 nt
Organism: Zymoseptoria tritici IPO323
Lineage: Eukaryota; Fungi; Ascomycota; Dothideomycetes; Mycosphaerellales; Mycosphaerellaceae
Exons: 2
Coding region: 1-489 (162 amino acids)
Source: RefSeq, a predicted model, not a curated record